This is a messenger RNA of Apiotrichum porosum, 927 nucleotides long. RefSeq lists its product as uncharacterized. Gene Ontology annotation, cellular component: Golgi apparatus; fungal-type vacuole membrane. Lineage: Eukaryota; Fungi; Basidiomycota; Tremellomycetes; Trichosporonales; Trichosporonaceae. Gene Ontology annotation, molecular function: manganese ion transmembrane transporter activity; calcium ion transmembrane transporter activity. Gene Ontology annotation, biological process: calcium ion transmembrane transport; manganese ion transmembrane transport; Golgi calcium ion transport. The transcript is spliced from 5 exons. The record is from RefSeq and is a predicted model, not a curated record. Bases 1 to 927 code for a protein of 308 amino acids.
AUGGAGUCAUAUAACAAGAGUCAAGCACCAGAAGAUGACACCAGUGCCCACGCAUUCCUGAGCUCCUUCCUCAUGAUCGUCGUGUCGGAAAUUGGUGACAAGACGUUCCUCAUCGCGGCCAUCAUGGCAACGCGACACGCACGGUCCACCGUGUUCGCCGGCGCGUUCGCAAGCCUGGUCCUCAUGUCCAUUCUGAGUGCCGCACUGGGACGGAUUAUCCUUGGUCUUAUCCCCAAGGUGUGGACGCUCUGGGCUGCCGCAGGCCUGUUCCUCGUCUUUGGCGUCAAGAUGCUGCAGGAAGCCUUCCACAUGUCACCAUCACACAUGGCCGACGAGAUGCGCGAGGCCGAGGAGGAGAUUGAGGAGGACGAGAGCAUGCACGACCCAUCCAACCCGCUGGGCACGUCGGUGCCCCUCGAGGCCAUUGAGGAAGGUCGCGCUGCCCGUGGUCCCCUCGAGAACUCGCUUGCGUCCCGCAGCCGCGCUGCUUCCCCUGCCCCCGCACACCGUGGCGCGUCCCCGCGUCGCAGCCCCUCCAUCUCCCUUCGCGACGGCGUCGGCGCCUUCAAGCACUCGGACAUUCUCUCGCGUGCCCGUGAAGGAUGCAGGAACGGCGUGCAGCUCAUGACCAACCCCGUGUUCGCCCAGGCGUUCAUCCUCACCUUCCUGGGCGAGUGGGGCGACCGUUCGCAGAUUGCUACCAUCGCCAUGGCCGGCGCUCACUCCAUCCCCGUGGUCGCGUUUGGCACCAUCCUCGGCCACAGCCUGUGCACACUCAUGGCCGUCAUGGGCGGCAGGUAUCUGUCGACCAAGAUUUCCGUCAAGCACAUCUCCCUUCUUGGCGCGUGCGCCUUCAUCGUCUUUGGCCUCCUGUACGCCAUCGAGGCAUACCAGACGCCCUACGGCAUCGACGUUCCCGAGAUCUAA